GGGGCGGAACAGGAGGGAAAAACGUUAGAAAUCACCAAGGCCAACGCAGCCUCCCACCGGUGGUAAAGCGGGUUCUUCAACAUCUUGAUUCCGGUGUCAGCCUAUAACUUUGUUUUUUCAAGAUGUCACUCUCUAGUAAGUUGACUUUGGACAAACUGGAUGUUAAAGGGAAGCGAGUCAUCAUGAGAGUAGACUUCAACGUUCCCAUGAAGCAAAACCAGAUUACAAACAACCAGAGAAUCAAGGCUUCCAUCCCAAGCAUCAAGUACUGCCUAGAUAACGGAGCCAAGUCAGUAGUACUUAUGAGCCAUCUAGGCCGACCUGAUGGUGUUCCCAUGCCUGACAAAUACUCUCUAGAGCCUGUUGCUGCUGAGCUUAAAUCCUUGCUAGGUAAGGAUGUUCUGUUUCUGAAGGACUGUGUGGGCUCAGAAGUGGAGAAAGCCUGUGCUAACCCAGCUGCUGGUUCAGUCAUCCUGCUGGAGAACUUGCGCUUUCAUGUAGAGGAAGAAGGGAAGGGUCAGGAUGCUUCUGGAAAGAAGAUUAAGGCUGAGGCAGCUAAAGUAGAAGCUUUCCGAACAUCACUCUCUAAGCUGGGGGACGUCUAUGUCAAUGAUGCUUUUGGCACUGCUCACAGGGCCCACAGUUCCAUGGUGGGAGUGAAUCUACCCCAGAAAGCAUCUGGAUUCCUGAUGAAGAAGGAGCUGGAGUACUUUUCUAAAGCUUUAGAAAUCCCAGAGAGACCUUUUCUGGCCAUACUUGGUGGAGCCAAAGUAGCAGACAAGAUCCAACUCAUCAAAAAUAUGCUGGACAAGGUCAAUGAGAUGAUUAUUGGUGGUGGAAUGGCUUACACCUUCCUUAAGGUACUCAAUAACAUGGAGAUUGGUGCUUCCUUGUUUGAUGAAGAGGGAGCCAAGAUUGUCACAGACAUCAUGUCCAAAGCCAAGAAUAAUGGUGUGAAGAUUACGUUUCCUGUUGACUUUAUCACUGCUGACAAGUUUGAUGAGAAUGCCAAAGUUGGCCAAGCCACUGUAGCAUCUGGCAUACCUCCUGGCUGGAUGGGUUUGGACUGUGGUCCUGAGAGCAACAAGAAGUAUGCUGAAGUUGUGUCCAAAGCCAAGCUAAUUGUGUGGAAUGGACCUGUAGGCGUAUUUGAAUGGAGUGCUUUUUCUCAGGGAACCAAAGCCCUCAUGGAUGAAAUUGUGAAAGCCACUUCCAAGGGGUGCAUCACCAUAAUAGGUGGUGGAGACACUGCUACUUGCUGUGCCAAAUGGAACACUGAAGAUAAAGUCAGCCACGUGAGCACUGGAGGAGGUGCCAGUCUAGAGCUUCUGGAAGGUAAAGUCCUUCCUGGUGUGGAUGCCCUUAGCAACCUGUAGUUGACAAGAGUUCCCUCCUUCUGUUUCUUAUCUCAGCCUUUAAGUCAACUUAGCGCUUUUACAUCUCAGCUUGACUUUUGUUAAAAUCUACAUCAAGACCUAGGCAGUGACCAAGCCACGGGACACCAGGAACCCUUAAACAUUAGUACAACAAUUCAACUCAUCUUAAUCGUAUCUUGCAUUGCCUACUCACUUCAAGAUCUCAUUUGAAAUCCACCAUUAUGCUUCACAGGGAGGAUGUAUUCUUAGGUUGUCUAUUAAAGAAAAUGAGUUGAA
Molecule: messenger RNA, 1652 nt
Organism: Trichechus manatus latirostris (Florida manatee)
Lineage: Eukaryota; Metazoa; Chordata; Mammalia; Sirenia; Trichechidae
Gene: PGK2
Product: phosphoglycerate kinase 2
Exons: 1
Coding region: 123-1376 (417 amino acids)
Biological process (GO): glycolytic process; gluconeogenesis
Cellular component (GO): extracellular exosome; sperm fibrous sheath; cytosol
Molecular function (GO): phosphoglycerate kinase activity; ADP binding; ATP binding
Source: RefSeq, a predicted model, not a curated record